Molecule: messenger RNA, 3799 nt
Organism: Nomia melanderi (Alkali bee)
Lineage: Eukaryota; Metazoa; Arthropoda; Insecta; Hymenoptera; Halictidae
Source: RefSeq, a predicted model, not a curated record
UACUUUUAGCCCACUCCAAUUCUUCUGCGUCCCGGUUCGAGCUUUUCGUUUCCUCCGUAACAUCUCGAAGCGUCACGAUGCGCUGUACCCCGCGACUUUAAUUCCGUAUGAGCGUGCCGCCGCGUCGUGAAAUAUCUAUAUUCGAUUCCGGUAUAAGUCGGUGCGUUCUCCUUUUUCUUUUCGUUUUCGAAAAGAGAUCGUGGCUAUGAUCUUACUGUUUUCGAACAGCGGCCACAGUCGUGUUGGACGAUCCGUAUGAAACUAACAUGCAAUCCGCGGUGUCGAGGAGAACCGAAAUUUUCUCGGGCCCGGUGAUUCGCGGCUGGCAAUACGGGGAGCUGUUUUCGCGGACCGUAUAAUCGGGUUAAAUAAUGAGAAUCAACGCGACGAAAAUGAGCACUCCGAUCGAGGAGAAGAUUGACCAGAAGUUGAAGGUGAGGAGUGGGAUGGUAAGCGUUAGCGAUGGAAAGAGCAAGCCAAUACCAAUGCGCUUGCAUUUGUCUAUGGAAGUUUUAAAACUUCAGAGAGAAGAUUUAGAGCAGGCAGUGAAUCAUAAUAAGCCACCAUUGGAUGCUAAGGAACGUAUGGUGCAAAUUACUAGGCAGAAAGUCGGAGGUUUAGGAUUAAGUAUAAAAGGGGGAGCAGAACAUAAACUUCCUGUUCUUAUAUCUAGAAUUUAUAAAGGCCAAGCAGCUGAUCAGUGUGGCCAAUUGUUUGUAGGAGAUGCAAUUAUUAAAGUGAAUGGAGAAUAUAUAACUGCAUGCAAUCAUGAUGAUGCUGUAAACAUUUUGAGGAAUGCUGGUGACAUAAUUGUUUUAACUGUAAAGCAUUAUAGAGCAGCUAAACCAUUUCUACAAAAAAACGAAAAAGAAGAGAAGUUGGAUAAUGUUCCAAAUGGUGGUUCGGAAGAUGAAUGGCUGUCACCUAAUAGACAGAGUGGCAGUCCCAGGUGUGGUCAUAGCCGGCAAAGUUCAAAUGCAUCUGUAACUUUAAUACAGUGUAAAAAAUGGGUGGAUGUUAUAACAGUUCCACUGAUGAUGGCAUAUGUAACAAGAUACAUCUUUGGAACUGACAAACUAAGGAGAAAUGCAUUUGAAGUGAGGGGAUUAAACGGUGCACGCACUGGUGUCAUACACUGUGAUGACAGUGCAAUUCUAAGUCAAUGGUUAAAGUAUAUUACUGAUAACAUUACAGGCUUAACGCAUUUGCAGAUGAAAUUGUAUAAUCGUAAUUUUGGGGUGGGUGAACGUAUAGAGUACAUGGGAUGGGUAAAUGAAGCAGUGAGUAAUAGUAAUCAGCCAUGGCAGAGUUAUAGGCCAAGAUUUUUGGCACUGAAAGGGCCUGAUUUACUGUUAUUUGAAACACCUCCUUGUAAUAUAGGUGAUUGGUCACGAUGCGCUUUGACUUUUAAAGUCUAUCAAACGAUGUUCCGUGUCAUGAGAGAAUCCGAGAACGUGGAUGAAAGACAGCAUUGUUUUCUAGCUCAAAGCCCGGGAAAACCACCGCGAUAUUUAAGUGUUGAAACAAGACAAGAACUUUUACGAGUUGAAGCAGCAUGGCAUACUGCAGUCUGUUCAGCUGUUACACAUUUAAAAAGUAAAACAUUUGCUGUUACGUUUAACGGAAGAAGUGCAGGAUUGACAUUAGAGUGGACUCAAGGCUUUACACUUUCUUACGAGGAUGUUGGAGAAAUUGUAUGGCGUUAUAAAUUUUCUCAAUUGAGGGGAUCCAGUGAUGAUGGAAAGAGUAGGCUGAAAUUACACUUUCAAGAACCUGAUAGUAUUGCUAUUGAGACAAAGGAAUUGGAAUGUUCUCAGCUACAGAAUCUACUGUUCUGUAUGCACGCAUUCUUAACCGCAAAGGUUGCCGCGGUAGAUCCAACCUUUUUAACGUCAACCACACCUUAAGAUUAAAGUUCCAACGAUAAGGCAGUCUUCUUUAAGCAAUGAUUCAUAUAUUCAUGCGUUGAGUUACUUUUCACGUGUAUCUGGUGCCUUAAAAACCAUGAACAAGGUGUAAUUAAUAAUAAGUUACAAAAUUGCAUCGAAGUUGUAUAGUUCAUUAGAACAGCAAGUUUUAUGCAUCUAAUGCCAAGGUAUACAUUUUACUAGAAAAUUUUAUCUUACGUUAAACACAGAAAUAUGAGAUUAUAUUAGUCUAAUUAAUUUUAAAUCAGUAUUAAUUCAAUGAGACAAAAAUCGUGGAAGAAAAACCUAAUAGCAAUAAGUAAAAAUUAUUUAUUAAUGUAUAAACAAGGAGGGAUAGAUCACAGGGAGCAAACAUAUAAACCAUAUUAUGAAUAAUUCAUUUGUCAAUUGGUUUUAUGGAAGUUAGCAGUGCAUUUUCGAUGGAAUUCCUGUUUUUAUCUACAGUAUUAAGUUAAAAGUAUAUUGUAAAUUAUAAUAUAUCUAUGGAUCUAUUAUGCAUUUUUAAUCAUUUUUUAAUGAUUUAUACGCCGAAAAAUUUUAAUAUAUGGAAGCCUCCGUUACUUCGUUAUAAGAAUCUAUUCUCCUCUUUCUCUAUAAAAGUUUUAAUGUUGCUAAUUAUGCAAAAUAACUUUCAAAACUAAUAACACACUUCGUGCAAUUAAUCUAUCAAUUUACAAUUAUAUUUAGAGCAAUAAAUGUACAUUGGAUGAAGAAACAAAAGGAACGCUGUUUAGAACACAAACUGCACUUUGUAUUAAUCAUAAUACACAAUUUCUAACGUUAAGGUAUUACUGGAGUUUUAUCAUAACUGUCAGAGAAUACAUAAUGAAAAUUGUAUGCACUCACGGUUGCAUACUUCUAUACAGUUCAUUCAUUUAUUGAUCAAUAAAUAUUAUCAGCCAAUAAUUUGUUAUAAACAGACAUGUUAUUUCUAUGAAUUAUGUGAAAAUAGUUUUUAAUUGCAAGGAAAUUGACAGGUCUUUAAUUUGCAUUACAUAUUUUAAGGGUCUCCAGUUACUCGUAGAAAGUGCCUAUACCAUUAUAUAUAAUACAAUAGGAAUUUUAAUUAAUUUUCACAGAUUAAUUCUCCUAGUCUAAACAGUAAGAGUGUUAUCAUGAUCAGAACUUUAAAGAAUCUACUGUGGUAAUUGCUACGGAGAUAUGCAGAAAUUAUUAUGGUAAUUCAAUUGUAAUUAAAAGGCACUCUAGGAAAACAAGCGUCACUUCAUUGCAUUACAAUGUUUUCUAAUAUUCCGCGUAAAUCAAUGUGUUCUAUUCAUAUUCUUUAUUUAGAAAAUGACCAUAUGCAUAUGUUAAAACAUAUGAAAGAUUAAAUCAGCCCACUACUGAAUUUAAUUACAGAUGCAUCGCGGUGAUUUUUUAUAGACUGUAAUGUUGUUAGCAAGGGCCAAAAUAGUUCAGUAUGCGAGAAGUACUAUUUAUAGGCGUCCACUUGUUAGACUUGCAAUCACAAUAAAAUUGUAUUCGACAACAUACAAGUAAUGACUUAUGUCAGUACACUCAGAAAGCAAUUGUAACUGUGUGUUAUAUUUAUUAAGUGCAAGGUAUGUUACAAUAUUCAACAAUGGCAUUGCUGUUUUCUAUUAUACGUGUGCAUCGCAUGCAUUCUAUAGUUAAAUUUAGAUUAUAAUAAAGAACUGCACAAUUACAUUUUAUAGGUAAUAUAAGCCAGAGAAUGAGAAACUGAUCUGCAGAAGUUGAAUAUAAUGCUACUCAUAGUUGUUUAACCUUAACAUUUUUUUUUAAAAGCAUAAUCAUUGAAGAAUUCAUUUUAUAAUCUUUUAUUUAAUAAAAGGGAUUUGAAAAACAUUCAUUGUAAAAAAGAUAAAUAUUAUCGUAACGUUUUAUAU